This is a messenger RNA of Drosophila guanche, 1082 nucleotides long. It is a transcript of the gene ImpL2, whose product is annotated as neural/ectodermal development factor IMP-L2. The record is from RefSeq and is a predicted model, not a curated record. Gene Ontology annotation, molecular function: cell-cell adhesion mediator activity. Bases 136 to 951 code for a protein of 271 amino acids. Gene Ontology annotation, biological process: dendrite self-avoidance; homophilic cell-cell adhesion; axon guidance. The transcript is spliced from 4 exons. Gene Ontology annotation, cellular component: axon; plasma membrane. NCBI's taxonomy places the organism in Eukaryota, Metazoa, Arthropoda, Insecta, Diptera, Drosophilidae.
ACGGAAUCUACAAUAAAAUCAGAGAAGAAUCUCCAUCGAAAGUCCUAGAACUCUAGUGUGAAAAAAACUGAAAGUGAAAACUAAAAUACAGUGAACUUCUUCAAAGUGAAAGCUAGAGGAAAAUUUAACCGGAAAAUGCAGAAAAUGAAUUUAAGUUUGUGCGCCUUAGCGCUGCUGCUGUUCGGCAGCCUCUCGAGCGUCCACAGCCGUGCCGUGGACAUUGUAGACGAUAGCAACGAUGUCGACAACUCCAUUGAGGCGGAGUCGGAGGAGAAGCCCCGAGGACGACCCUUCGAGGCCGACUGGCUCAAGUUCACCAAAUCGCCGCCCGCCAAGCUGCAACAGGCAGCCGGCGCCACUCUGGAGAUUGUCUGCGAGAUGAUGGGCUCCCAGGUGCCCACCAUCCAGUGGAUAGUCGGCCACCUGCCGCUAUCUGAGAUUGAGAAUCUCGAUUCGAAUGUGGUGUCUGAGGAUGCGGCAAGUGCCAUUGUUCGCGUGCGAUCGGUGCACAUCAUCGACCACAUGCUGAGCGAGUCUCGCACCUACACCUGUGUGGGACGUACUGGCUCCAAGACCGUCUACGCCAGCACAGUGGUCCACCCAGUGCGCUCCGAUCUGGGCGAUAUGCGCAUGGUGCGCGAGAAGCAGUACCCGGGCCCCCAGAAGCCUCGCAUCAUCUACACCGAGAAGACCCAUCUGGAUCUGAUGGGCUCCAGUGUAAUGCUGCCCUGCAAAGUGCACGCCCGUCCCCGGGCUGAGGUCACCUGGUUGAACAACGAGAACAAGGAGGUGGUGCAGAACCAUCGCUACAAGGUGCUGCCCACGGGUGAUCUGCUCAUCUCGGAGCUCAAAUGGGAGGAUAUGGGCAACUACAAGUGCAUUGCCCGCAACUCUGUUGGCCGUGACUCUGCCGACACCUUCGUUUAUCCUGUACUUAAGGAGCAAGACUAAAGAUCCCACCAAAAACUACACAAACCACAGGGCUAUUGGAUUGACAGCGACAGAGAAUUCAUCUAGUUAGUUAGAUAGAUCAAAUGCCUUUGAAGAUGCGAGAAAACAAAAAUGGAAUAUGCUAAGAAAAA